GAACUAGUUCGCAGGAGCGCUCUUAUGAACUAGUUCGUUCGCGAACUACACAAGACCAUAGACCAAGUAAUGUAAUACACAAGAAUAAUUUGUUGUUUGUAUUGUAAUUUGUUAUUAAGGAUAUUAUUUGUGACAAAAUGAGUGAAAUUGUGAAUUUUGUUGAUAUUUUAAUACCCAGAAGAACACAAUUCGGAAUAUUUAAAUUUAUGACAAGAUCAUUUGAUCCUAAGAAAACCUUUACCUUAGAUAAAUAUUACAUGCCGCAAGAUUUAAAAAAAGUUGUUGCUGAUUCUGUAUACAUCGACACAAUUGUAGAAAAGGAAAGUAUCAAAAAUGGAAAAUCAAAAGAGCAAUUGCGGAAAGAAGUCUUAGAUUAUUUAGAAGAGAUAGCAAUGGAUAAAAAAAUGUAUGUGAUUCGUUGGAUGGGCAUUGUUUUCCUCAAGAUAUGUUUUAUGAUGAAAAUUGGAGUAUUUGUUAAUGAACCUGCAGUAUUAAAGUUAAAAUCAACAAUGGGAAAAAAUCCAGUGCUGUUUUUGCCGACACAUCGAAGCUAUGCUGACUUCUGUCUGAUGACAUAUCUCUGCUAUCAUUACGAUAUAGAUGUGCCAGCUGUCGCUGCGGGAAUGGACUUCUACUCGAUGGCGGUGGUGGGGCGCGCCAUGCGCGAGACGGGCGCGUUCUACAUCCGCCGCUCGCUGGCGGGCGCGCCGCUGUACGCGGCCACGCUGCGCCGCUACGUGCGCGCGCUCGUGGCCCGCUCCGCCGCGCCCGUCGAGUUCUUCCUCGAGGGCACGCGCAGUCGGAGCAACAAGAGCCUCCCGCCCAAGUACGGUAUGCUGUCAAUGACGAUGAUGCCGUACUUCACGCGAGAAGUGUCAGACAUCACAGUUGUACCCGUCAAUAUAAGCUACGACCGUCUCGUUGAACAAGGACUGUUUGCGUACGAGCAUCUCGGAGUACCAAAACCUAAGGAAACCACAGGAGGUCUUUUAAAAGCUUUGCACAGGCUAAACGAUCAUUACGGAAAUAUUUAUAUAAAUCUCGGCGACCCGGUGUCCAUAAGAGAAUUUAUCGGUCGAACGAAUGCUUCGUCGGAAAUGUCGAAACCGCUCGAUUUGCAAGAGCUUACCGCUGAUGAGUUUAAGAGCAUUCAAGAUGUUGGUGAUUAUAUGGUGACAAGGCAGCAGGACUGUACUGUCGUAACGAUAUCAAACCUAAUAGCCAUCGUUUUGAUGGAGAGUCUGAUGAAGAACGAAGUGUUCAGCUUCGAACAGGUUGUGGAGAAAAUCGAAUGGCUGAUCCGGGUUUUGAGGGACCUCGGCGCUUCAGUUUUCGAGAACGAUGUCAAAGGCAGUAUUGAAAGGAUCUUGGUGGUGCAUAACAGUUUAAUGAAAUUGGAUGGCAAGAAUAACUUAAGGCUGGUUUCGAGUGCCCUGAUGAAUGUUAACUCUGAUAUUCAGAAGAAAAUGAAAGGUCACACCCUCAAGGCUGAAACCAUGGUGAAUGCCAUACCAAUAAUACAGUUACAAUUGUACGUAAAUCCUGUUCUACACUACCUGGUGCCGCCCGCUCUCGUACACGUUAUUGUUAAUAGAGGAGUUUCUACUAAAGAGGAACUGUCUGCAGAUUAUUGCAGAAUUAGAAAAAUGCUAAGACAUGAAUUUUUCCAUUUAGAGAAGACUGAAGAACAUAAAUUCAACGAAGCUCUGCAGUACUGUUUACGCAACGGGGUGGUGACGUCACAGUACGAGCGCGGUGAAAACCUCGCACUAUGUACUUUCCUGCAAAACGCCGUCUUUCCGGCGUUACGAACUCUACUGAAUUGUGUGGAAGUUAUGAUGCAGUGUAAUAACUACGAGCACAAGCAAGCGUUGAAGCUGGUUCAAGAGCGAGCAGAGUUGGGCCACAACCACCCGUACUGCUUGAGUCUGGAGGCGGCGGCCAACUGCUUACGAGGAUUAUUGCUUGCAGGGGCGCUCAGUAAACAAAACAGUGAAAAAGAAAUAGUUUAUGAAUCGGUUCCAGAGAAACUUGAAGAGUGUCGUCAGUUGAUAGCUACAGUUUUACCAGAAAUUAAAGUUGACUUUGGUAAUAACAUAGUAUUAUUUAAUCAAGAUUUAAAAGCAAAGUUGUAGAACAAAUACUGUCUCACCACUGUGGUUUAGUAUUAAAUACUUAGGUCACCUAAAAUUAUUGUAAGUAGGAUCUUAAAUUUACCGGAUUUGAGUAGGAUUACAAUAAUGCUUCCAAUAAUCAAUUUAAAUGUGAGUAAAGCGUCAAUUGUUAUAUAAAAUGUAAAAGUAUAAAUUUUAUAA
Messenger RNA from Melitaea cinxia (Glanville fritillary), 2315 nucleotides. RefSeq names its product dihydroxyacetone phosphate acyltransferase (gene Dhap-at). The record is from RefSeq and is a predicted model, not a curated record. Bases 138 to 2135 code for a protein of 665 amino acids. Gene Ontology annotation, molecular function: glycerone-phosphate O-acyltransferase activity. Lineage: Eukaryota; Metazoa; Arthropoda; Insecta; Lepidoptera; Nymphalidae. The transcript has 11 exons. Gene Ontology annotation, cellular component: mitochondrial membrane; peroxisomal membrane. Gene Ontology annotation, biological process: ether lipid biosynthetic process.